Molecule: messenger RNA, 1695 nt
Organism: Fusarium coffeatum
Lineage: Eukaryota; Fungi; Ascomycota; Sordariomycetes; Hypocreales; Nectriaceae
Exons: 3
Coding region: 1-1695 (564 amino acids)
Biological process (GO): xenobiotic detoxification by transmembrane export across the plasma membrane
Cellular component (GO): membrane
Molecular function (GO): fluconazole transmembrane transporter activity; xenobiotic transmembrane transporter activity
Source: RefSeq, a predicted model, not a curated record
AUGAAGGAGUUACUUCGCGAUACUAUUUUCAGCCAUAUCCUACGUCUGCUGACGGGUGGGAGAGUGUUCAAGUAUCCCGAGGAAGAAGAUCCAUCGCUAUGGAAGAAAUACGUACACGUUGAGAAGUCGGGUAAUAUGGCCAGGCAUGGUCAGCCGCAGGCUCCUGAGGGUGAGAGGAGAGAGCAGACGAGGUCUGAUUCUUCGGAUACAGCUGUCUCUGAGGGAGAGGGAAGGACCGUGAAUGAAGUCAGUGGGCGUGUUGUUGACAAGGAGAAGGGAAAGGAUGUUCAUGUCGUGGACUGGUAUGGCCCUGAUGAUUCUGAAAACCCCAGGAACUGGUCGCGAAUCAAGAGAUUCUUCAUCACGUUCGAGAUCUGCCUCCUCACAUUCUCCGUCUACAUCGGUUCAGCCAUCUACACGGCCGGUUUAAAAGAUGUCAUGCAAGAGUUUGGCGUCUCUCAAGUCGCUGCCACUCUCGGUCUCACUCUCUUCGUCGCAGGCUACGGUCUCGGUCCCAUGAUCUGGUCUCCGCUGUCCGAGAUCCCACAGAUCGGUCGAAACCCUGUAUACAUUAUCACAUUGGCGUUGUUUGUCGUUCUUCAAGUGCCUACCGCCCUUGCUACGAACUUCGGUAUGCUACUCGCGUUCCGAUUCAUCACCGGCUUCAUCGGGUCUCCGUCACUUGCAACGGGUGGAGCGUCGAUUGGCGAUAUGUACAAGCCAGCUAAGCGAACCUAUGGCCUUGCUGUCUGGGGUGUCGGAGCCAUCUGUGGUCCUACCCUUGGUCCUCUUGUCGGAGGCUUUGCUGCUGAAGCAAGAGGUUGGAGAUGGACUAUUUGGGAACUCAUGUGGUUGUCAGGUGCCUCACUCGUGCUCUUCUUCUUUUUCCUCCCCGAGACAUCACCCGCGAAUAUUCUUUACCGCCGAAGUCGUCGCCUGCGAAAGCUCACUGGCAACGACAAGCUCGUGUGUGAGGCUGAGCUCGCCACGCAUGACAUGUCCAUGAAGGACAUCGCGUUGAUGACCCUGGUGCGACCCUUCCAGUUGAGUCUGGGCGAGCCUAUCGUGUUCGCUCUCAACCUUUACAUCGCUCUCAUCUACGGUCUGCUAUACAUCUGGUUCGAGUCUUUCCCUAUUGUCUUCGGUGAGAUCUAUGGCUUCUCUCUGGGCAUCCAAGGUCUUGCCUAUCUCGGCAUCCUGGUUGCUGUUUUUGUUGUUCUGCCCCCGUUUGUGUGGUAUCAGCACAAGUACAUCGAACCCAAGUUCAAUGAUGAUGGAGAACUCAAGCCCGAGUGGAGAUUACCUCCCUCAUUCGUCGGUGCCUUUGCGAUUCCUAUCUGCCUUUUCUGGUUCGGCUGGUCGUCGCGUGCUAGUAUUCACUGGAUCGUCCCCAUCAUCGGCACCGGAUGGUUCUCUAUCGGAGCGUUCCUACUGUUCAAUUCCGUACUGAACUACCUGAGCGACGCGUAUCCUGAGUAUGCAGCUUCAGUUCUCGCUGGCAAUGAUUUCUUCCGAAGUUCAUUCGGUGCUGGUUUCCCUCUAUUCGCAUCGGCUAUGUACAAGAACCUCGGGGUCGGUUGGGCUAGUUCAACCUUGGCAUUCAUCUCCAUCGCCUUCAUCCCCAUCCCGUUCGUCCUAUUCAAGUACGGAGAAAAGAUUAGGCAUAAGAGUAAGCAUGCUCGUCACGACCUGUAA